AUGGUUCUGAGCGUGGCAGCUGUGUUGCUCUGUGCAUUCCAGGGCGAUGAGCCCGUCAAGCUGCACCUGCUGUGUCGGUCGGGUCUGGAGGGGAAGUCUACUACCCAAAGAGCUGAGUGUGUCUGUGCUGUGCCGGUGCUUGACAGACAGAGGGGCUUCGAAGGUAGAGCGCAAAAACCAAAUAGCAUAGAGAGGGUGAAAAGCCUUCGCGAGUGGAUUGGCGGGGAGAUGGGAAGAGGCAACGUGUGGGUGAGGGACGAAGAAGGGGAUCAAGCCUGGGAUUGCAAUGCAAAGGCGACCAAGCCAGCACAGCAGAUCGUAAAGAAAACGGGCAAGGGCCACUUUUCGGGAGGCGGCGCCAGAGAAGCAGUAACAGCCAUCUGCCUGUCCGAGCUAGGGGAUGCUGCGGCCGUCGCAGGGUUCUUCUCUCAGUCAUGGGUAGAUGGUUGGGAUGGGUGGAAGGAGCUUGGGGAGAGCCCCUCUGACGCCGCAGCCAAAGAGGUGGCCCAGCGUUUUCUUCGUGUGGCCCAAGCAAAUAUCCCGACGCAGGCGAAGACGAAUGCAGCGCGACUGCAAGAGCUACAGCGCUUGGGCUUGGAGUUGAUCACAGCGGAGUCGUAUGGAGUCAACAAUUGUCUGAUUGAUUCGCUGGCGCUGGGCCUGCACUUGCAGGGAGUGUGUCCCGAGCAGAUGACGGCGGAGGCACGGCGUGAGAUGUGCGCAGAUUGCCGCACGCACUUGCAAAAGCAAUUUGGUGUGCCAGAAGGUGUGUUCUUAGACGGGCACAGAGACGCACCGCGAAUCUUGGAAUAUUUUUUGGUGGAACGCUGGAAGCAGAGUGGGUUUGUCCGUGUCAGAUUCCAUGACCCCCUGGACCACGCGGAGUUGAUGAUGGAAACGUCAGAUCUACAGACAUGUGAAUACAAAACACCAGAUUGCGGCAGCGCCUCCGGCAUAGAGCUGCAUGUCUACAACCACAAAACUGAAGCAGGACAAGGCUUCCACUUUGACCUGUUGCGUCCAGCAACGAGGCAGGAGGGCCCCAGCCCCAGCGCGCGUGAAGUGAAGGCAACGGCUCGCAGAAACAGAAGCAGCCCAGGUGCGCGCAAGAGGACACGAGUAGGUGUACGUGCAUCAGUUCGACGAGGCGCUGCUCUGACGCAACGGCCACCCAGAGACAGCACAGGUGGCAGAGGCCAGGUUGAAAGAAAGCGCAAAGGUUUAGAGACUGGCAAGCGUCAAGCGGUGGAGUGGCGCCCACAGAAACGGUUGCGCACAAAAACAGCGGCGCCCGCCAGUGAAGAUCUUGCGGCGCUGCAUAAGCCCACAGAAGACGGAGCCUGGUUUGAAGAUGACUUAUACCUCCUGAGUUUGGACGCUGUCGAAAGGAGCAGCGACCCAAGACGUCGCGAAGAAGUGCGCAUCCAGCGGCUAGGUGAGGAGAUGAGCGAUAAGCCCACGUUGCCAUGGGGACGGCAACAAGUGGACGGAACUGUCGCAUAUGAUCUGUCAAAUGUACAUUGCAGCUUUAAGGCGUGUGAGUUCCAAGCAGACAGCGAGGAAGAGCUGAUUGCGCACAUAGGGGUAGCGCAUAAGGACGCUUUUGCAAAGACCUGGGACGAAGUGCUGACACAAAAAGACCAGCUGCGGCUGUACAGGGCAGCCAUGACUUGGCGUUGCCAGCAGUGCGCACCGAUAGCAAAUGUCUCCAUAGACAGGCGCGCUCUGAGAGCAUACCGGCAAAGCUUGGAAGCAGACAAUGUUUCGACAUUGCUGUGCUUUGUGUGUGCACAGAAGUACCCGCAUAUAACGACGGGGCGUAACCAAUCAAUAGGUUGGGUGCGACCGGUGAACAGCAGUCAGAGUUCAAUUUUCGGCCUGAACAUGGUAGAGGCAGAGAAGCUCUUGGGCAUGGACUCCUAUGUGCGACAAUACGUAGCGGGGGCAACGGAGUUUGCCGAAGCAGAGAUGAGGCGAGAACUGCAGGAGUGGUCAUGUGUUGUAGAGCUGCAGGGUGAGCUACCACAUUGUGGGGAAGUGCUACGGCAAAUGGUGAGUGUAAUCGUGAAAAGUGCCCAUGCCAAAGGGGAUGACUUGGAGGUGGGCCGCGUCAUACACCAGGCGCGCGUGCGGCGCAAAGUCGUAGUGCGGCUGAUCGAAGAUGCGGUGAAGCGCGGGCACCCCGCUUACCAACAAGUAGAAAUGGAAGCCAUGUAUUACAAGGCGUCCAGUCUGCCAGAAGACGGCGUGCCCAAAGAAGUCAUUUCGGUGCUGCCCCUAGAUGAUGCUCUGAACCAAAUUAUGCGACAGAAAGCGGCCACGCCAGUGAGAGAGGCAGAAGAAUUCAAGCGCAUGAUGAAGCCAAAUGCUGUUGUGGCUGAAAAAAGCAGUGUGGGGUUGACCGACAUCAACGCAAGCCAUGUUUCGGCGUUGCAGGCCACCGCAACGAAGGGAGCAAUUGGUGAGAACGACGCGCCAGAAUUCCUGCUGCGAACGGGAAAUAAACUGCUGGACCAAUUUCAGCCGCAAUAUUUUGGAAUGGCAUUCCCAUAUGUCUUUAAGUAUUGCACAGGCAUGCCAGACCCUCCGGCAUGGACUGCGAAGGCCCGUUUUAGGCGGCGCCCAGACGCGCCAAGGGUAGAACUGAAGGACUGGGUGAAAAUCAUGGCGCGGCGAUGUGAAGCGCAAGUGGCGCAAGAUAUUGAAGCGGGGGCGACGCAGCUGCUGAAGGCGCUGCAAGGCCACUACAUGGAUAGAAGAGGGAAGCCAAAAGCAGUAAACAUGGAUGUGAGCAAAUUGCAGUAUGUCCGUGGCCUGCGGCCAGCUGCGCGAAAGCUGCUACAAAACAUGCGGCACACCGCGCAAGAAUUACCAGGAACGCAGGAGGCGCGUAGGCGCAUGCGCUUUGAGAUUGAAGCCUUGCGUAUACGUUUUGGCGUCCCACUGUUUGUGACCUUUUCGCCGGAUGAAGCACACCAAAUGCUCUAUGUCCGCAUGGCCCGGACACGCUGUAGUGACCCGGUGCGUGCAGUGUCCCUGUACCAAGACUGGAACGUAGGAGACCGAGAUUAUCCUCCUGUGGACCAUGAGGAGUGGCCAGUGCACUUGGAGAGACUGCAGCGGCUGUUGCCAUGCUGGGAUAUGCGGCGCCAAGCGUUGAUAGUGCGUGCGGUGCAGCGUGCGCAGGAUGCGCAGACAGGGUACUGCGCAGACUAUUGCGCAAAGAACCAGCCAAUGGCCUUCCACGAGAUCAAAGAAAUGCAACGGGGCCACCAACAGUUGCAGCAAGACAUGCGGAAGGAGCCGAUAGAAAAAAUAGGGAAGCGAACCACAGCGCGGUUCUUAAGUGACGCAUACUGCAAAGGCAUUGUGCGAGGGCAAGUCGAGUGUUGCAACCUGCGCGCAUAUCAAAAGAGCAGCUGCGUGGUUGCGGCGGAAAGAAUAAGCACAGCUGCUUGCUGUAGCUUUCCCGGCCGAGCGCUGCUGCAAGCUGUUGACCUGGCAUUCAACGAGGACAGUGGAGAGACCCGCUGUGAGUGGAGGAACGGCGCGGCAAAAGGGGAAGCCAAGUUGGAGGCAGCAACUGCCGAAGAGACGCAAGUUCGGCUGCUUCCAGGGGUGGACUUCCGGAGGAAGAACUCGCCACAAACAGUUGAUAGGGCAUUCUUCCCAGCAAGUGCGGGAGCUGCAAUGCGGCACGGUUGGACCCUGCAGCGCAGGCGCCGGCCGGAGUGCCCUCACAUGGGAAACGCCCCAGUGCCAAACAGGGCCGGGGAGGACACCGAAAGCAACGCAAAGCUGACAAUGACGUAUUUUCGUGCAUGGACCUUGGAGAAGCAACGUGGCACCAAGCAUGUGCCAUACAUUAGGCAGUUGCGUGGGCUGGAAGAGACAUGGGAGAAAAGCUUACGAAGGUGGUUGCUGCAAUUGCCAUGCGAAGAGACCAAGCGAUACGUAGGCAAUUUUUUGGCUGUGUAUAGGGUGCGGCCAGAGGCUGACAUGGAAAACAGCGACAAUGAAGACGACAAGGAGGAGUUAACCGUCACCGAAGAGCUAAUAACCGAAGCUUGCCAAACACACGUGCCAGUGAAUGAGGCGAUGAAAGAAAGCAAGUGGUCCAAACAUCGAAGUUUGAUAGUCGAAGCGCUGCAACAGGACCUCAGGGAAGGCAAAUGCAACUCCCAACAAGCCGAGUUUUGUCGGCGGAUAGUCGAGCAAAUGAAAGCCGAAAUGCAGUCGGCAGAAGGGGCAACACCCGAGCCACUGCGGUGGGCCUUGCACGGCGGGCCAGGCACAGGCAAAUCACACACAUUGAAACUCAUACGAGAAGAGCUGUUCGAGCAGAUCGCUGGGUGGACGCGUGGGUCGCAGUACCAGAUUGUGACGCUGCAAGCGGUCAUGGCAAAUGAUUUGGACGGGGACACCAUUCACCAUGCACUAGGGCUAAAUUGGCAGAGUGCUUCAGACGACAAAAUCAGUGGGAGCAAAUUCUUGGACUUGAGUGCCAAGGCCGUGCAAUGGCGUUGGCUAAUAGUAGACGAAAUCAGCAUGGUCAGCGCAGAGCUUUUGGCCAGGUUGGAUUUGCGAUGCCGGGAGCUGGUGCGAGACCUCGCACAGAGCAAGUAUGCACGAGGAAGCGCUCACGCUCGGCCCUUCGGGGGGGUUGAAUGUGAUUUUGGCCGGGGACCUAUGGCAGUUGCCGCCCCCACGCGGAACAUUCUUGGGAGAGGCCUGGACAAGGACAACGUCUUUCCUGUGACGCUUCAACGGCAACCAUGGCACAUAGACAAAGGCUUUGCAACGACUGCCCACGCCGCACAGGGUCAAACCUACGCAGAGGGGGCAAUAACAGACAUGCAAAUCGGCGAAGGCGGAGACCCCAUGACAGCGUACAUUGCGGUGACACGGGUGAGAGAUAGAGAGGGUUUAUACAUCUACAGACCCUUUGAUGCCUCGCCAUACCAGAAAGGAUGUAGCGUGGGGAGGGCUCUGUUGUUGCAGACCUGGCGUGGGGACUGCAUCGAUUGGGCAACGGUACGCAGGCGCUACCGAGAAGAAGAAGCGUGCAGCGAGUGCCGCGAACGCAAGCCCAAAAGCGGGUACACUGCAGGGCAGUGGAAACGGGAAGCAGCCGCGCGGGUGUGCAGAGAAUGCGUGCGUAACCAUGCGGCAAACAACACGCCGUGGCAAUGCAGCGUAUGCAAAGCAUGGCAGGACGAGGCCGCCUUUGCAGAGCAAUACGCGCGCCCGCAGUGCACUUUCUACCGCGUGUGCCACACGUGCGAAGUGCAGAAGCCGUGCUGCAAGUGCGGCGUGGCAAAGCCGGCGAGCGCGUUUGGAGCUUCUGCGUGGAAGGCGCGACAUGCAGACCGACGUUAUUGCAAGGAGUGCGCAGUGAAAGUGACCGGUCAUUGGCGCUGCGGAGUGUGCAGUGCGCAAAAAGCACGCGAGCACUUCAGCGCGUGGACACGGCAAAGCACGAGGCAAAAUGGAAAGCAGCGUAAUGGAAAGCAGCGUUGCAAUCCGUGCUUCCAGGCAAGGGAAAUCCGGGCGGCUGCAAAGAAGGCAAAGGGCAGACUAGACAAGCUGCGAGUGCAGGACAAGAGACAGCAGGUAAUGAGGUGCAUUCGGGCAGAAAGCCCGGACAGCGUACGGCCGUUGCUGCGAAGAAGCGUGAUGCGACAAGCGAUACGCCGUGCGACUGCAUGGCAGACGAAGGUAGCGGAGGAAAAGAGACAGCAAGUCAUAGCUCUUGUCAGGGAAGAGAUCGCUGACCGUGCGCAACAGAGGAAAACACCACCAGAGAAGCAAGCAGAGCCGACAGAGACAAAGACCCCACCCCGCAGAGCGACGACGCGAGCAGCGUCGGAAGAGCCAGCAGCAAAGCGCGCAAAACACGAGUCGGUCAGAAACAAUAUGCACACAGAGCAAAAACGGAGGAGGGCAGAGGGAACGGACCAGAUGCGAGGUCCACCCGAAGAGACGCAGGCCACGGCGACAGCCGCGCAGGAAACAAACGCAGCGCCGGCAAAGUUACCUGGACGGAAGGCCGCGAAGGAAAUGUUCCAAUAUGCAUGUCCUGUUUGUGAGGCGUCGGUGAGCAGCAGCGUGCGCACAGGUUUGCUAACUGGUUAG
Messenger RNA from Durusdinium trenchii, 6135 nucleotides. Lineage: Eukaryota; Dinophyceae; Suessiales; Symbiodiniaceae. The record is from the annotation of a GenBank genome assembly.